Messenger RNA from Psammomys obesus (fat sand rat), 633 nucleotides. Its product is annotated as protein phosphatase inhibitor 2-like. The transcript has a single exon. NCBI's taxonomy places the organism in Eukaryota, Metazoa, Chordata, Mammalia, Rodentia, Muridae. The record is from RefSeq and is a predicted model, not a curated record. Gene Ontology annotation, biological process: regulation of signal transduction. Gene Ontology annotation, molecular function: protein phosphatase inhibitor activity. The annotation marks the transcript as partial.
GCCAACAGCCGAAGCCACCGGCAAUGGCGGCCUCGGUGGCCUCUGGCUUCGCACAGGCCCAUCAAGGGAAUCCUGAAGAACAAGACAUCUGCAGCUUCCCCGGUGAUAGCCUUAGCCGAACAGCCCCGCCGGAGAGUCGAAGAGGAGCUGAGUAAAAAGUCCCAGAAGUGGGAUGAAAUGAACAUCCUGGCAACAUAUCACCCAGCUGACAAAGACUAUGGUUUGAUGAAAAUAGAUGAACCAAGUACUCCUUACCACAAUAUGGUUGGUGACGAUGAAGAGGUUCAGAAGGAAGUCUUGACUCCAGAUGUCUUAGCUAAGAAAUUAGCUGCUGCUGAAGGCUCAGAGCCAAAGUAUCAGACUCGGGAACAAAAAAACAGUGGAGAGGAAGAUAAUGACCUCUCCCCUGAAGAGCGAGGAAAGAAGCAGCAGUUUGAAAUGAAAAGGAAGCUUCACUACAAUGAAGGACUAAAUAUCAAAUUAGCUAGACAGUUAAUUUCAGAAGAACUACAUGAUGAUGACAAAGAUGAAGAAAUGUCAGAGACUGCAGAUGGAGGGAGCAUGAAUAUUGAAGCUACAAAUCAAGGAUCUACAGCAAGUGACCAUCUGCAACACAAAUCACAAAGUUCAUAA